This is a messenger RNA of Etheostoma spectabile (orangethroat darter), 1502 nucleotides long. RefSeq names its product COPI coat complex subunit zeta 2 (gene copz2). Gene Ontology annotation, cellular component: COPI vesicle coat. The transcript is spliced from 10 exons. NCBI's taxonomy places the organism in Eukaryota, Metazoa, Chordata, Actinopteri, Perciformes, Percidae. The record is from RefSeq and is a predicted model, not a curated record. Gene Ontology annotation, biological process: intra-Golgi vesicle-mediated transport; retrograde vesicle-mediated transport, Golgi to endoplasmic reticulum; intracellular protein transport. Bases 1 to 570 code for a protein of 189 amino acids.
AUGAUUUCUUCCAAACGGGAACCUUCCCUCUAUACGGUGAAAGCUGUUUUCAUUCUGGACAAUGAUGGCAACAGACUUCUGUCAAAGUACUAUGACCCUGAGCUUUACCCCUCCAUGAAGGAACAGAAGAACUUUGAGAUGAACGUUUUCAACAAGACACACAAAGCAGACAAUGAGAUAGCUUUCCUGGAGGGGAUGACCAUCGUCUAUAAGAGCAGUAUAGAUCUCUUCUUCUAUGUGGUGGGAAGUGCUCAGGAGAACGAGCUGAUGCUGAUGUCAGUACUGAACUGCCUGUUUGAGUCCCUCAGUCAGAUCCUCAGGAAAAAUGUGGAGCGGAGGUGUUUACUGGACAACAUGGAAGGAGUGUUUCUGGUUGUGGAUGAAAUCAUUGAUGGAGGGGUGAUUCUGGAGAGUGACCCCCAGCAGGUUCUACAGAAGGUCAACUACAGGGCGGAUGAAAACCCAUUAUCUGAACAAAGCGUGGCCCAGCACAUAACAGAGAAACUGGCUCUAACCACUAACGUUCUGCAGUCGGCCAAAGAGCAGAUCAAAUGGUCCAUUCUGAAAUGACUCGGACAAGACACUUUCAGGAUUAUCAUGAAAGCCCCAGAGAAAAUAUUUAUUCCCAAUGCUAUUUUUUAUGAUAAUAACAGACUAAAGGGAGGGCUGUUACAAGCCUGUCGGCCAAUAGGCUGCUUUAUAGCAAUUAACCAGCCAGGAAUGGGAUUGUUAUGGCAUUUUGUUACAUUGUGUGUGUGACGUGUCAUUUUAUUUAUUUGGUUCGAGAGUGAUGUUAGACGAAUGGCAUCAGGAAAUGAAAAAAGAAGACUCGGGUCUCAAUAUCCAGCUGUGCUUCUAUAAAGGACAGUUAUUAUAUCAAAUAAUGGAUUAAAAAUACUGGAAUCCUGAUCAGUAAUCGAUAAUCUGCUGCUCUUAUUUUGGCGAAGCAGGAUCUUUCACUUUAACAGAAUUGGACUUGUUUCAGCUGUUUUUGCGUAUUGCUAAUAUAUAUAUAUAUAAAAAAAAAAAAAGCAAGUAUCAAUAAGAAGAACUUUUUCCCGCCCAAUGCUAAAUCUGGUGAUAUCUAUUGUGGGGAAUACACGGUCAAAUCAAUGUAAGAGUAAUUCAACAACCAAACACAAUAUGGAAGAAAAUGGGUGUUUUCAUUUGACCCAUGGAUUUGGGUUGGUGUGAAUUAACACAACACAACUACACACACACACACCACACACACACACACACACACACCACCACACACCACACCUUUGUGCACUGAAUGGCUCAGUUUAAUCCAGUUGUUGCCGUGCAUUACGGUCCAUGGUUUGUGUAAAGCUUAUUUAGACUUGUUAGAAUAGAAGGAUCCCUAUUGAAACUAAAAAAAAAAAAAAAAAGGUACACAUUGCACUAACAUGUGAAAUGCCUCGGGAGAUUUCUGGACAGUUAUUAAGAAUAUUGUCUAUUUUCUGAGAGUUAAAGAUAUUAACCUGUAUAGAUAUUUAAUA